Molecule: messenger RNA, 741 nt
Organism: Papaver somniferum (opium poppy)
Lineage: Eukaryota; Viridiplantae; Streptophyta; Magnoliopsida; Ranunculales; Papaveraceae
Exons: 3
Coding region: 1-741 (246 amino acids)
Source: RefSeq, a predicted model, not a curated record
AUGGCUAAGCCAACAAGUGCAACUCCAUUUAAAAUUCGUGAGAGUACACGAUUUUAUCCUUACUUUAAGGAUUGCAUUGGAGCUAUGGACGGUACACAUAUCCCAGCAAUGGUAGAGAAAAGAAAUGCAGUCGUUUAUCGGAAUCAACAUGGAAUUACAUCUCAAAAUGUGUUAGAGGUUUGCAACUUCGACUUGGAGUUCAUAUACGUGCUCAGUGGAUGGGAAGGGUCUGCUCAUGAUUCGAAAAUACUUAACGACGCAAUGACAAAAAGAAAUGGACUGAAAAUACCGCAAGAAUGUCGUUCAGAUGAGUUUCCGGUCGAGGAAGAGGAAGAGGAAGAUAGCCAUCCAUCAACGCUUGUAAAUGACGAUGAAAUUUUGACACAACAAACUCAAGAACAACAACGUCAAGAAGCUAAUGCAUGGAGAAAGAGUAUAGCGGAUGAUUUUUUGCCAUAUCUUCAAGGUUACGAUCUCGAUGGUCAUGUCACUGGUACAAAACCCUGUCCAACACGUGCUCUUGCUGAUGAAGCUCCUAAUCCAGCGUUUGCUUCAUGGACAAAACAUGAUAAAAUCCUGGUAAGUUGGUUAUUCUCGUCUCUUACACCUGCUGUUUUUCGUCAUGUUCAUCGUCUUACAAAUUCCAAAGAAAUAUGGGACUCUCUUGAAGUUCAAUAUGCCUCUAAAUCUGAUGCCAAAAUUCACCAUCUUCACUGCGAGCUUCGUGCUCUUAAGAAAUGA